This is a messenger RNA of Danaus chrysippus (African queen), 1767 nucleotides long. The record is from the annotation of a GenBank genome assembly. NCBI's taxonomy places the organism in Eukaryota, Metazoa, Arthropoda, Insecta, Lepidoptera, Nymphalidae.
AUGCGGAUAACAAACAUAAGACGCGGUAGAAUUUUCCGUACAACCGGUGUGUGUGCGAUUCUUUUGCUAUUUAUUUAUGCUAUACACAGUUACUCUCGUUCAAAUGGCAACGUUGAUUCUUAUGAAAAGCUAAUUGUAAAUGAACCCCCUAGCAAAUACAAAUUUCACAAGGAUAUAUACCCUACUUUACAAACUGAGCUGGGCAACUUUGAGCCUCGUUUCAAGAAUAUUGUGAAGGGGCCAGGUGAGGAGGGUUUACCAUAUCACAUGCCUCAAGACAGAGCUAACGAUAUAGCUGAAUCGGAAAGUGAAUACGGAAUGAACAUAGCCGCAUCUAAUGAUAUUGCUAUGAAUAGAUCAAUUCCGGACACUCGUCUGGAUGAAUGUAAAUAUUGGCAUUACCCUGAAGAACUGCCGAGUACAUCAGUCAUUAUUGUGUUCCACAACGAAGGUUUCUCUGUACUCAUGAGGACUGUACACACUGUCAUAGAUCGUUCACCUCCCAACAUAUUGAAAGAGGUUGUUAUGGUUGACGAUUUUUCAGACAAAGACGAUUUAAAAGAAAACUUAGAUAAUUAUGUUAAACGUUGGAAAGGCAAAGUGAGGAUAAUAAGAAACAAUGAAAGACAGGGUCUUAUACGUACGAGAUCAAGAGGAGCUUUGGAAGCUACGGGGGAGGUCAUAGUAUUUUUGGAUGCUCACUGCGAGGUCAACAUUAACUGGUUACCGCCACUACUCGCUCCUAUAUACAGAGACUACAAGAUAAUGACCGUACCAGUCAUAGAUGGCAUCGAUCACAAAACUUUCGAAUACAGACCGGUCUAUUCCCAUGGUAUUAACUAUAGAGGCAUAUUCGAAUGGGGUAUGCUUUACAAAGAAAACGAAGUACCUGAUAGGGAAGCCAGUUUACACAAACAUAAAUCUGAGCCAUAUAAAAGCCCCACCCACGCUGGUGGUCUAUUCGCAAUAAAUAGGAAUUAUUUCCUUGAAAUCGGUGCAUACGAUCCCGGUCUUUUAGUAUGGGGUGGAGAGAAUUUUGAAUUGAGCUUCAAGAUUUGGCAAUGCGGCGGUAGUAUUGAAUGGGUACCUUGCUCUAGAGUCGGUCAUGUAUAUCGAGCGUUCAUGCCGUAUUCAUUCGGAAAUCUAGCUAAAAAUCGAAAAGGAUCUCUCAUUACGAUUAAUUACAAACGGGUCAUCGAAACUUGGUUUGACGAGGAGCAUAAGGAAUUCUUCUAUACAAGAGAACCGAUGGCCAGGUUUUUGGAUAUGGGUGACAUAAGUGAACAAGUAGCUUUGAGAGAUAAACUGAACUGCAAGAGCUUCGGUUGGUACAUGGAGAACGUUGCUUAUGACGUAUAUGAUAAAUUCCCGAAAUUACCCAAAAAUAUUCAUUGGGGUAUGGUGAAGAAUAAAGCUAUCGGAUUGUGUCUAGAUACUAUGGGAAAAGCGGCUCCGUCAUAUAUUGGUGUACAGUCAUGUCACGGGGCUGGUAACAAUCAGUUGUUCAGACUGAAUGAGGCGGGACAGUUGGGUGUAGGAGAGAGAUGUCUUGAAGCUGAUACAGACAGUCUCAAACAGACUAUAUGCCGGCUAGGAACUGUUGAUGGACCUUGGAGGUACGACAAAGAACACAACCAUCUCAUACACAGGCUGCACAGCUAUUGUUUAACUCUGCAGCCUAACUCCAGAACACUGGGUCUUGCUCCUUGUGACCCCAACAAUACUUAUCAACAGUGGAGCAUAACGCAGAAAAAUCCCAAGUGGUGA